Messenger RNA from Pochonia chlamydosporia 170, 684 nucleotides. RefSeq names its product cutinase domain-containing protein. Gene Ontology annotation, molecular function: hydrolase activity. Lineage: Eukaryota; Fungi; Ascomycota; Sordariomycetes; Hypocreales; Clavicipitaceae. The transcript has a single exon. The coding region runs from base 1 to 684 and encodes 227 amino acids. The record is from RefSeq and is a predicted model, not a curated record.
AUGAAGCACACAUCAGCUUACCUCAACUGCUUCCUUCUAGCAAUCUGGAACAUAUCAACCGUGUCAGCCAUCUGUAAAGACUAUGUUCUCGUCGACUCCCGUGGCACCGGUGAACUUCAAGGUGAAUCCAUCGGCUUCAGAGGCAUGAUAAGCCAAGUCAUGACGGCCCUUCCCAACGGAGGUCGCCAUGACACGCUCUACCCUGCCGCGCCAGACCUCACCCAACAAACUACGUUCAUAGGCUCCACGGACAUUGAAAGGCUUAUCCAGAACGGACUAAAGAAUUGUCCUGAGCAAAAGUAUGCCUUGCUGGGCUACUCUCAAGGCGCUACGGUAACAAACCAGGUCCUGCAGAAAUUUGCUCCCUCCAGCACGGAGGGCCAAGCUAUCAAGGCGGUUGUGCUCGUCGGGAACCCAUAUCACGUCCCUGAUGCGCAGGGCAACAGGGAUGAAAAGUGUGGGACGAAGACGGCGGGUGCGAAUGGUAUCUUGAAUCCGAUUGCUGAUUACCGUAUUCCUGAGGCGUGGUACCAGACGGGAAAGGUGCUUGAUAUCUGUUAUACGAAUGAUAGCGUUUGCAAUGGUCUUAAUUUGGGGAAUUUGUUUAGUCCGAAUCAUUUGGUGUAUGGGUUUGAUCCGUCGGUGCAGAGUUGCGGCGCGCACUUUUUAGUAACGAAACUUUGA